This is a messenger RNA of Emiliania huxleyi CCMP1516, 4200 nucleotides long. RefSeq lists its product as hypothetical. Gene Ontology annotation, molecular function: ATP binding; RNA binding. Bases 1 to 4200 code for a protein of 1399 amino acids. Gene Ontology annotation, cellular component: nucleolus; intracellular anatomical structure. NCBI's taxonomy places the organism in Eukaryota, Haptophyta, Isochrysidales, Noelaerhabdaceae. The record is from RefSeq and is a predicted model, not a curated record. Gene Ontology annotation, biological process: maturation of SSU-rRNA from tricistronic rRNA transcript (SSU-rRNA, 5.8S rRNA, LSU-rRNA). The transcript is spliced from 8 exons.
AUGACCCUGCUCACAUCGGACAGCGAUCUCGGGCGGACAGCAGCUGCGGACGACGAGCUCGGCCGCGGCGCCGGCUCGAACCAGCUUCUGCUCACCAAGGAGGAGCAGCAGCGCCGCCGUGCAGCCGCGAAAAAGGCGGCGGCCACGCAGGCCGCGGCCGACGCAGCGGCUGCCAAAGCGGCCACGCCGCAGAGCAAGGCGCAGCGGCGCAAGCUGGAGCAGCUGGCCGCGCGGAAGCGCAAAGCGGAGGAGCGCGCCGCCGUCCUCGCCUCACUCUCUCAACACCGCGUCGCCGCAGCGCACGUGCCGCUGCUGCGCUCGAGCGGCACCAUGGGCCAGCAGCUGUCGAAGCGGCAGCGGCUGCAGCGCGCGCUGCAGGCCAAGGCGGCACAGGUCGAACUAGACGACGUUGAGCCGCUCGAGGUCCUCCGCGCGACGCCAGACGACGAGCCGCCGCGAGCGCUGGCCGCCGCCUCGGCGGCGGGUGGUGGAGGCGGAGGCGGCGUGGCGGCCGGCGCGGCGGAGGAGGAGCGGGACGACGCGUAUUGGGCGCGGCAGGCGAUGGGCUUCGGGCUCGCUCUGGGCGGGCUGCCCGGCGACGUUCGCGGGUGCGGGUCCCUCUCCUUGCGCAAGGGCAAGGCUAGCCGGACGACGCUGGACGCUGCCUCGCGCAUGAGCAGUCAGGCAAGGCAGGGGGAGGAUGAGGGCGAGGAGGGCGAGGAGGCCGAGGAGGAGGACGACGACGAGGAGGAGGACGACGACGACGACGAGGAGGAGGAGGAGGCCGACGGCGGCGGCGACGACGACGACGAAAUGGAGGAGGCGGGGCAGCGGCAAGAGGAGGCGGGGCAGCAGCAAGAGGAGGGAGGCGAGGAGGAAACAGAGGAGGCGGAGGAGGCGGAGGAGGCGGAGGAGGAGCUCGAGGCGGCGGAGAGUGAGGAGCUGUCCCUCGAAGAGGAGGACAUGGAGGAGGAGGUGGUGGAGCCGAUGCGAGCCGUGCUGCGGCACGGCGGCACCCUCCUGCGGCAGCUCGACGCCGCGCAGGCGCUGCCCGCGGGAAGCCGCCGCCAGCGCCGCGCGCUGCACGCCGUGUGGCGCCAGUUCACGGCCGAGCAGAGGCGGGAGAUGGCGGCGCUGGCGGACUCCGACGACGACGACGACGACGACGACGAGGGCAGGGGCGGGAGCGGCGGCGGGCAGGGCGGGCAGGGCGGGCAGGGCGGGAGGCCCCUCAGCGAAGUUGCGCGCUCGGUGCUUGCACUCUUCGAGGGCGCCUCCGCCGCCGCCGCCUCCUCCUCCGCCGCCUCCUCCGCCAGUGGCGGCGGGGGCGGCGGCACGGCGCCGGCGGCAGCAGCGCCGGCGACCUCGUCCCCGGUGCCGUCGGCGGCGGCUGGCUCCUCGGCGGCGGCGUCUGCGGCAGUGUCCUCGGCGGCGAGGAGCGGCGCAGCGGCGACCCAGGCCGCCGCCGCGCCGGCCCGCAGCACCGUCGCCGGCCCGCUGUCGCGGACGGGCGCCUUUUACGUGCCCGUCCAGCGCACGCCCGCGGUGGUCGCGUCACGGGAGGGCCUCCCGAUCUUUGGCGAGGAGCAGCGCGUGAUGGAGGCGGUGGGCGAGAGCGACACGCUGCUGCUCUGCGGCGAGACGGGCUCCGGCAAGACGACGCAGGUCCCCCAGUUCCUGUACGAGGCGGGGUACGGACACCCCGACGCCGGCCAGCGGCGCGGCAUGGUCGGCGUGACGCAGCCGCGCCGCGUCGCGGCGAUCGCGAUGGCGCAGCGCGUGGCGCACGAGCUCAACACGCCCGUCGGCGGCACGGUCGCCUACCAGGUCCGGUACGACUCGUCGAGUGUGGGCAAGGAUUGCCGCAUCAAGUUCAUGACGGACGGUGUGCUGCUGCGCGAGGUCGGCCAGGACUUGCUGCUCCAAAAGUACUCCGCCAUCGUGCUUGACGAGGCGCACGAGCGAGGAGUCAACACCGACCUUCUCCUCGGCCUCCUCUCGCGCGUCGUGCAGCUGCGUGCGCGCGCGGCCGAGAGCGCGCCGGCGGCGGGCGCCCCUUCGGCGGGCCCGCUCAAGCUGAUCAUCAUGUCGGCGACGCUUCAGGUCGAGGCGCUCAAGGCGAACGCGGCGCUCUUCCCAUCGCCGCCGCCGGUGCUCUCCGUCGCGGCGCGGCAGUACCCGGUGACGGUCCACUUCUCAAAGAAGACGCCGGACGACCACGUCGACGCCGCCUUCUCCAAGGUUGGGCGCAUCCACUGCCGCCUCCCGCCCGGCGCAAUCCUCGUCUUUCUCACCGGCCAAAAGGAGAUCGAGCACCUCUGCGCCAGGCUGCGGCGCCGCUUCGCGCGCGCGGCGGUGCGGCGCGGCGGCGGCGCGGGGGCGGCGGCGGCGGCAGGGGGCACGGAGGCGGUGGCGGAGGCGGCGGGGGAGGAGGAGCGGCGGGCGGUGGCGGAGGCGGCGAUCCGCGAGGUGACGGCGGUGGAGGCGGAGGCGGGAGGGCCUGCCCUCGCGCGCGGGGCGACCGGCCUGAUUGGUGAGGAGGAGGAGGAGGACGAGCGGCCAGGGAGCGGCGGCGGCGGCGGCGGCGGAGGUGGCUUUGAUGACGUGAUGGACGACGGCGCGCGCCUCAUCGUGGUAGCGACCAACGUCGCCGAGACCUCGCUCACGAUCCCGGGCGUGCGGUACGUCGUCGACAGCGGCAAGCACAAGCAGCGCAACUUUGACGAGCGAGGCGCAGCCCUCACGCCUCCACCUCGAGGCAGGCGAGUGCCCGUCGAGGGGGUGGCGAUGGGCAUCGUGCACGUGCACUCAUUCCCCUUCCCCGAGCCGCCCGCACGCGAGUCGGCGCGCGUGACCGACUUGGGCAGAGUGCUCGCGCGGCUCCCCAUCUCUGCGCGGCUCGGCAAGCUCCUCGUGCUCGGCCGGCAGGCAGGCGUGCUGCAGCACGCGCUGCCGCUCGCGGCGAUGCUCGCGCAGCCUGACCCGCGCGGCUUCGACGCCGGCGAGGCGGCCGAGGCGGCCGAGGCGGCCGAGGCGGGGGCAGAGGGCGCCGCGGGGGCGGGGGCGGAGGCAGGGCGCGCAGGGCGCGGCACGGCGGAGGGAGGCGCAGAGGGAGACGCCGCCGGAGCGGGGGAGGGGGCGGCAGGGCAGUGGGCGUGCGCCGAGUCAGACGCCGUCUCGCUGCUCGGCACGUACCUGGCCUGGCGGACGGCGGGCGGAGACGACGACGCGGCGGCGGCGUUGCGCCUCACGCCAAAGGUGAUGAAAGAGGCGCACCAGCUGCAGGCGCAGCUCGCCGAGCUGCUGCGCCAGAUCUUUCCGCACGACCCGCCGCUGCCCGCCGCCGUCGCGCCGCCCGACGGCACGCAGGCGGUCGCGCUGCGCCGCGCCCUCGCCCACAGCCUGCCCGACCGCGUCGCGCGGCUGGCAUCGCUCUGCGACUCUCCCGCCGAGCUGCAGCUGCUGCGCGACCUCUCCAAGGACCUCAAGCCCGCCCUCGUCCGCCGCGCCUACCUCGCCGCAGAGCAAGGCCGCGGCCAGCUCCUCUGGCUGCGCCCCGGCUCGCGCCUCGCCGCCGCGCGGCCACGGCCUCCGUACAUCUCUUUCUUCGAGAUUCAACACGCCAAGCGGCCGUACAUGGAGCGCGCUUCGGCCGCCGACCCGCGCUGGCUGCCCGACGCGUCGCCUUCCCUCACGCGCCUCUCGGCCCCCCUCGCCGAGCUGCCGCCGCUGUACGACGCCGCGGAAGACUGCACCCUUUGCUGGCGCGCACGACGCACUCCAAAGACCGCGCCUGCGGCCACCCUGUGCAGCCCCACCUAUGGCGCCGCGGGAUGGCAGCUGCCUCCGGUGGCGCGGCCGCCGCCCGCCGCCGACACAGCGAUGCGCGCGGCCCUGUUUGGGCGCGCGCUCUGCGCCGGCCACGUCCUCCGCGCGCUCAAGCCCCUCGCCGAGCCGCUCACGCCUCGCGCGCGCGCGAUGAGCGACGCGGCCGUGGUCGACCGCGCCGCGCUCGCCCUGCGCUCCCGCCUCGAGGGCGGCGGCGUGCUGAGCCGUGCGGCGCUGUGCGGCCGGCUGAGGAGCGAGCCGCGCUUCCUCCUCCGCGAGAUCGCGGCGCUGCUGCCGCCCGAGCGGAGGCAGGCGCUGCUCGACGCGUGGCCGAAGCUGCUGCUGCAGGCAGAGCGAGCCGGCGCGGCGUGA